Messenger RNA from Amyelois transitella, 2664 nucleotides. RefSeq names its product anaphase-promoting complex subunit 5 (gene ida). Bases 263 to 2626 code for a protein of 787 amino acids. Gene Ontology annotation, biological process: positive regulation of mitotic metaphase/anaphase transition; protein K11-linked ubiquitination; anaphase-promoting complex-dependent catabolic process. The transcript has 13 exons. NCBI's taxonomy places the organism in Eukaryota, Metazoa, Arthropoda, Insecta, Lepidoptera, Pyralidae. The record is from RefSeq and is a predicted model, not a curated record. Gene Ontology annotation, cellular component: anaphase-promoting complex.
UCUCAGUAUGUGUAGAUUUCGUGUGGAGUGUGGCGUGGCGCGGGCUUUAGUUUGUUAGUUUUGUCACAAUCAAAGCAAAGACAGUUCAUUUUUGGUUUUGUCAAAGUCAAAUAAAUCUGAAAAUUACCUAUUAUUAAGAUUAUAAAGAAAACAUUCGAAAACAAAUUCAUUUAUAAAAUCCGAAAUAUAAAUUGAAAUGAUUGUUUUGUUUCCAAUUAUAUAGUUUACUUGGAUGGAAUAAGUAUAUAAGCUCGAUAAUAAAAUGGAUUUAAUAGUAGAUAGUCUGGAUUUUAUUAAAGUAGGAAAUGCUAGAGGCUCAAUAGAAAAUAUCACUCCUCACAAAAUCGCCGUUGUCGCAUUUAUCAGGGAAUAUGGACUGCUAAAAAUAGAAGCAAAAGAAAUGACUGACUGUAUUAUGGCACCAAAAUAUCGUAAGGACUUCUGUAUAUUGGCCCUUAAGCUAAUUCAGUGUCCAGAUAUGGAGUUCAAGGAAUUGGAGGCCCUUCUCACUGAUGGCCGUUACAACUUGUUAAGUGUACACUUGCAAAAUUUUUGUGUUCGCCUACAAAAUAUUUAUGCUAACGGAAUUAGUGCUCUCAAAGAUUGUGUGACUUCAACAAUAGAUAAACUAAUGAUUGAGCAAAGUGAAACAAACCCAUGCAUCAUUACCAGAUAUAGUGUAUUAGGCUUUUAUUUGAGAAGAAUAAUGUUAUACCUUGACAAACUUUCAUUUAACCAAGUUGUGUCAUUGUAUAAAUCAUUUUGCUUAUAUUAUCAAAGAGGAAGGCCAGGGCUGAUGAUGCGGUCGUUAAGUAAAGAGAAAUUGAACAAUGUAGAAACCCAGGCGGCUGCCCCAUCAACAUCUCCUGUCUUAACAGAGGAGACCAAAUCUCAGGAAUUUUCUAUGAGAAUGAAUAUUGUUGAUAGAGAUAACAGCUUCGAGGAGGCUCAGUGGUCCCGCAAACAAGCAGAAUUGUUUAUAGCACAGCAAGCGAAUUUACUGCAAAUUAAUGAAAAGAAAGCGCUACCUCCUAAACAGCUUCAAAAAACUAUUAUACAGAUCAUGAAUGAUGUGCAUGAUUUGCCGGAAAUCCAUUUUCUUAGUUUCCUAAACUGUAUCCGAAUGAGGGAGUUCUGUGGCGCUCAGGAUUCUCUUUACCAUUGCUUCGACCGCACAGUGUUCAGUGUAUCGAACAACAACAAUAAUGUCCAUAAUAAUAAUCCAUGUAACGAUAAGAACAAGAAUAUUCGGUAUGCCGCUCUCAACAGAGCCGCAAUGCAUACUCAAUUUGGACAUAAGACGGUGGCAAUGGAGGGGGUGCGCGAGGCGCUGGCGGCGGCGCAGGAGGCGGGGGACGGGGCCUGCCUCGCGCACGCGGCGGCGUGGGGCGCGCUGGCGGGCGGCCGCGCGCUGCGGGACGCGCUGCUGGCGCGCGCGCCCCGCCUGCCCCGCGCCCCGCGGCAGGCCUCCGCCGCGGCGCAGCUGCUGGCGCAGCACGCGGCUGUCAACGGCGCCAAGCCCGCUGAUGUCUUUCAGAUUAUAACUAAAGGGGACACCAUAAAUUACCUGCAUUCUAUGACUGAUCUGACGAUGGCUGGUUUAGCAAAUACUGCUGCUCUUUGGUCCUUAUAUGGAAAAACUGAAAUGGCAUCAGUGAAUUGUCAGUUAUUGCUUAAUUUAAAUACAAAAAACAAGUCCGGGUCGGGCAGCCUGGGCCGGUCGGGGUCGGUGCGGCAGUGGCCGGCGGCGGGCAGCGCGUGCGGCGCGGGCGCGGCGAUGGCGGCGUGCUGGCGCGCGCAGCCCGCUCUCGCGCACGCGCUCGCGCACCACGCGCGCGCGCGCGGCGACGCGCACCACGUGCUCGACGCGCACGUCGGACGCUGUCACGCGCAACAGGCGCUGCAGGCUGGCAAAUGGGAAGAAGCAGAUCAAAGUAUAAAAAGGUUGGCGUCAUUGGACCGAUGGGAAAGUCAACUUUUGAAAGCUGAGAUGUUCUUUUUGAAAGGGGAUUCGACAGAGUCGUUACGGUCACUUCACGACGUGCUAGACUACUGCAAAACAGAAGAUGACAGUUUGCACUACAUAUCUCUACGAUUGAAAGCUAUGAUAUUGAUGUCGCAAGUUCAACAUACUUUCAGCAGCAUACAAUCAACGAACAUCAUGAUUCUCAAUGAAGCACUCUCAUUGGCAAAGAAAUAUCAUUUGCACUAUUUAGCUGCUACAGCAGAAAUGCAUAUUGCAAAUGUGCAAUUGCAUAGUGGUUGUGCUAAGAAUGCUUUAGUUCUCGUAAGAAAAGUUUUGCCAACAAUAAUGGCGCAUGGCAGUGCGUACGAUAUCGCGAGAUCCCUGCUGUUGUACACGAAAUGUCGCAUUGCGUCGGCGCCAGUCGCCGGGGAAUCCCGUGUUCAAGUCCUGCAGUCAUGUUGUGAAGCGUUGGACUUUGUCAAGAAGAAUUUCGCGAAAGUUGGUGCCAAUGCUAGGUUAUUGCAGACGUGGUACUUACAGGCACAAUUAUUUCACGACAUGGGAAACCAUGCUGCUAGAAACCAAUGCGCAUGGAUGUACAGACAGUUGGAAACGCAGAAUCCAGUACUGCCAUCAAAUAUGCUGCUAAUUAUGUUCUAAAAUGUUUAUCAGGUUUAGUCAAUAAAUACUGAAGUUCA